CAACAACAGAUUUCGAGAAACAUGGAUGGACGUAUUUUCUGACGGAGUACGGAGAUUACGAAGCGGCGCGCGCGUUUUUUCCUGCUUGGUUUCCAAAAUGGAGUAAAAAGUUUGGCAAGCUCGCGGUGAAGCACACCGGCGUGAUGAAGUGCGUCUUGAAAAAGAAGGAGUUCACAACACUCGCAGCCUCCUCAUCAGGCGGGAUCUCGUCGAGGUUGGGACGCUCCUCAGGUAGUAAUGCGAAAGUAGUCACGACCGAAAAAAUCUCUCCCACUACAAGAACUUCUCGUGCUCCGAGAACAGCUGGAGCCGGAGGGACGGGUAGUUCUUGUCGUGGCGCAAAGAAAGGGGCGCUUUCAACGUGCCGACGUCGCGCUGGCAAUGGUGCAAAAGAAGACCCAGGCUUAUUGCAGUCUCUGGUUGCUAAGUUUUCUAGUUUAUCACUGGCUGGAUUAGGUAGUAAGCCAUCCUCUACAGAUUCAUCAGCAUCUGCUUCUACCGGUCAAAUAGAGAACGGAGAUGCGCCCGCAGCGCUGCUCGUGAGUGGCACCAACAUGCUUGCAGGUGUGGAUGACCACUCAGGGGCCCAAACAAUUUCAACAAGCGGUUUUUUAGAUGGUCCUGGCGAAGCUGCGCACUCCUCUUCGGUUUUGUCUGGCGAU
Messenger RNA from Amoebophrya sp. A25, 662 nucleotides. Lineage: Eukaryota; Dinophyceae; Syndiniales; Amoebophryaceae. The record is from the annotation of a GenBank genome assembly.